UCCGACAAGAAAGGUAUAGGUUUCGUUGGUGAAGUGGACGUAGUAAGAUGGCGCACAUACAAAACUACCUACCAGCCAAAUUCGAGGAGUCUGAGUUGACCGUACUUACCACUCAUCUUGGAGAGCAGAGGAAAGUUCUGCGGCAUGAAGGCCUCAACUUAGAUGUGAACUUCAUCAGCUCUGGAUUCAUCCCCGAUGUCAGAGAAAACUUAAAGAAGAUAAAAGAAAUGGAAUGUCGCGACGACGAUGUGUUCAUCUGUGCAGCAAUGAAAGCAGGAACACACUGGGUUUGGGAAAUAACCACCAUGUUGCUGAAAGGAAAGGCAGAAUACGAAAACGUUUCCAAGGAGACGAGAAUGGUGGAAUUCCAUUGGCCAGAAGAAUUUGACAAUCUGCCAUCACCAAGAGCCCUCAACACACAUUUCUACUUGAGACUUCUUCCGGAACAGUUACAAAAUGGCUCCAAGGGGCGAAUCAUCUUUAUUCAGAGGAACCCUAAAGAUGUUGUUGUUUCGAAUUUCCAUCACAGGAAGAGCAUGACCAUUGGUCAAUUCAAGCAUUCAUUCAGCGACUUUCUACAAAUUUAUCUUGAUUAUGGUUUUACGGUCGAUUGGUUCAAAUAUACAAACGACUGGAACGAAAUAAUAGCGAACAACAAGAAUUUACAGAUUCAUAUGAUGUACUAUGAGGACUUGAUAAAGAACCCUAUUGGAGAAACCAGACGUUUGGCCGACUUCCUCAAGGUAGACUAUGAUGAGCAGCUGAUCAAGGAUGUGAGCCAAAACUGCAAUUUCAAAAAUCUUAAGAAAGCAAAUAAGGAAGUCAAGGCCGCUGCAACCGGAAAUCCUAACCCGGAAAUGGAUGAUUUCCAAAAUAUGUACAGGAAAGGUGAAGUUGGAGAUUGGAAGAAUUGGUUUACGGUAGCCGACAAUGAGAAGUUCGAUGCUGUUCUGGCGGAACGGAUGAAAGGACUUAAUUUUGAAUAUACAUACAGUUUACAUUGAUAGACAUUCAUUCAUGUCGGACUGAAUUUUUUUUAUCAUUUUAGACAUUUCAUAACUUUAAUGUGUGAUGUGAUGGUGCUAUUGUGUUUUAUUGAUAAAUCAUUCAUAUAAAAUCUAUAUAUUUUACAAUUAGAAAAUAACACAAUUUUUGAUACUACAUGUGGUAUUACACAAUAAAACAUAUUGCAAUGGAUAUGGUCGUAUGUACAAUGCAGACAGGUAAAAUUCAAAUAGUAUGUACAAUGCAGACAGGUAAGAUUCAAAUAGUAUGAUGUACAUUACAUAAUAUUAAGCCGUUUCAAUAUUCAGAUAUGAAGUUUUCUUUUCUUGGAAAUGCAAUUCAAAAUUGGAUUAUUUCUCUUUGUCAUUGUCGUAACCAUAGUCAUCGUGAUACUGAUGAGUCGGAAGACUCCAAGUUAAUAAAGAGGAUGAACUAUAUCUAAAUCCAUACACGAUAGGACAAUUUUGUUAUGAUAUUGCUACAACUUACAUUCCUGUAUAUAUCUUUUAAGUUUACCGAUUAAGAGAAUGAUCAAAGCAGCCUAGAACUUUAAGGCAUUUCUGCCUAAUAAACAUUUUAUUAAGUGUA
Messenger RNA from Pecten maximus, 1593 nucleotides. RefSeq names its product sulfotransferase 1C2-like. The transcript has 7 exons. Lineage: Eukaryota; Metazoa; Mollusca; Bivalvia; Pectinida; Pectinidae. Gene Ontology annotation, cellular component: cytoplasm. Gene Ontology annotation, molecular function: sulfotransferase activity. Gene Ontology annotation, biological process: sulfation. The record is from RefSeq and is a predicted model, not a curated record. The coding region runs from base 48 to 1004 and encodes 318 amino acids.